Messenger RNA from Lymnaea stagnalis (great pond snail), 28977 nucleotides. NCBI's taxonomy places the organism in Eukaryota, Metazoa, Mollusca, Gastropoda, Lymnaeidae. The record is from the annotation of a GenBank genome assembly.
AAAAUGUUUGGAAAGGAAUUUUUGCUUCUGAAGACCUAACAACACAGGUUUGCUCAUCAGUAUUUAACAAAUUUUAAAGCAUGUUGGAUGGUUUGUUGGACUUUUAAACAAAAUGGAUCGUGAGUACAUAAUAAUAUGUUGCUUGAGGUGCAUUAUAAUUUCUGAGGAUGUAACUAAAAAUAAUGAUUCAAAUUUCAUUCUUUAUCAUUAUCUCAUUUCAUUAUGUCUUUCAUUCAUCAGUCAUUUAUCAAAUUAAUCGUAUUAUAUCGGUCUAGUCUAGUCUUACCUUACUACUCUUAAUAAGUCUUACUAGGCCUACUCUUAGUUGUAAUUUAUUAGUGUCUUGGUCUCCUACAUAGGCUCCGUGUUAUGCCCUACUCAGGCCUGCUCGCACUGGCUACUUUAAACUAGGGCUUUUACUUUUACUUGCACACCUAACUAAGCGCCUAAACCCUACUAGUAACUAGAGCUUGCCUACUAACCCUACUCAGUACAGCCUACUUUGCUGAUUCUCUCUAGCCCUCUUUAAAUGCCUCAACUACAAUCCUAAGCCUGCUCAUAGUAAUAAAUGAUAAUAAUAAUUAGGCUAAUAAUAAUUAAAAAAUAAUAUUAAAUAUAUGGCAUAAAUUGGGGGGCCUUUAUUAGUAUUAGAAUUUAGAUUUAAAUUAAAAAGAUAAACAUUGGGUUAGCUGUAUGGGUUUUGCCAAGAGUUGUCUCACUCUAAAUGCCAUGAUGUCACAUUGGGGAAUCCUUACACUGGACAUAGGACUUAGAUGGAAUAAACAAAUUGUUGGAGUUGAACAAUGUGUAUAACUUUGCUGAUCUUCACUGAGGAUUAUUGGCAUCAUAAACUAAAUUUCAUGAUCGGUAAAGUUAAUAUGAAAUAUAUUGAAAUGAAAUAUUCCAUUCAUUAUUAUUAAAAUCUAAACUACAAGAAAAUAAUUUUUGUUAAAACUCAUCCUUGCUGAUAGCCCAAGAUGACCACAGGUGGAUUAAAAAAAGGAUACAUUCUAAAAGUUUUGUCUUUGAUUGGUUGAAAAAAAAAGAAGUACUCAGUUGCUAUUAAUUUCUGUCAUGUUGCCAUUUCACUAGACAUUUCCCUAUAAUUUUCUGGGGAGGGGAGAUUACCCCCCCCCCCCCCCCCCUUCUUAGAAAAAAUAAAUAAUAAAAAAAAAAAAGGAUAAAUUCUAAAAGUUUUUUUUUUGAUUGGUUUAAAAAAAAAAAAGUUCUCAGUUUUUAUUAAUUUUUGUCAUGUUUCCCUUUCACUAGAAAUUUCCCUAUAAUUUUCUGGGGGGGGGAGAUUACCCCCCCCCCCCCCACUUUCAAGACAAAUAUAAAUAUAAAAAAAUGAGGGGAACAUACUGUGGAAGACAUAGUUGAUUUUACUAUUAAUCCAAUCCUAGCCAUUGAAAAUUAGCAAAUGUCAAUAGGCCAUAGUAAUAGUUGUAGUAUACUAGCACAUCCUUAAGGCUCCUUGUCCUAUAUUACUAAGCCUAUAAAGUAAAGAUAACCACAUAGUGUGACUGAUGCCAGUGAUGCUAACCAAAGAGACUAAAAAGUCAAACUUGUAGAAUUUAGAAUAUAUCAAUAUAUUUACUGUCAGAUCUACACAUAGCAUACAAAUGCAUCAUCUUGCUCAUUUGUUAUUUCAAAACUUAAACCAAAUAGUCUUAAUUUUGGUAUCAGCAGGAAAAGAAAUGAAAGGAGAACUAAAAAAUAGAAAAUUUAUUUAUAUCAUAUCAUAUUAUAUGGCAGUCAUGAAAUAACAGUGGUUUCACACAUGUCAUUAUCAUAUAUAUCACAUAGUUAUGUAUGAAAAGAGCAUCACCUAAAAGCACAAUUUUAAAUUCACUAGUCUAUAAAGGGUAACUUUUAAUUUAGAUCACAGAAAAUAGAUUGUUUUGUGUGUUUUUUAUUGCAUUUCAAUAUUUUGUUUACAUUUAAAAUUUAAUUGUAUUUUAAUUUUUAUUUAUCUUUCUGUUUAUGUACUACUACUACUAUAGUUAAAAGAUUUAACACUAGGAUUGAUUGUCUUUGAAAAUACUUGAAUUUUCUAUUUUUAUUACAUAAUUAUAUAAUAUAAUUUCUAUUUACGGAAAUCUUAAGAAGUUGCAUCUUAUCAAUAAUCAGUUAAUCUGAAUUGUUAAAUUACUUAAAUGUAAAUUUUUAAUGGUUUGACUUAAAAAAUAUAGUUGAAGCAGCAGAAUCCUAGGCGUUAUUAUGUUUACACAGAUACCGGUAUGUUUUUUUUUUUGCAGCAUAGUAAACUAAGCUCCUUGUCUUAAGAAGUAAAUGUUUACUAAUAUAACAUAUUGAUUGCUUUCUUGAUAAUAAUUGGUUAUUUUCCAAGUUAAUAAUUAUAUUUGAGUUAUUCAUGUUUCUUCUAAGUCAGUUAUAGAAUAUAUUUCUAUUUUAAUUUUCUAAAUUAUUUAUAAAAAAUCAUUUUUUUUGCCAUUCUUUGUAAUAGACACUAAAGGGAGGAAAAAAUGGGCUAAUGGUGAUUUUGAAGCUCAAAUGCCUUUAAGUGUAAGUAUUAACAAAUAUAAAUUUAAAAUAUACUAACUAGAUAAUGCUAUUCCUUAUUAUACUUUUAGCGAAAGUAAUUUAAUCACAAAGCUUCUAAUAAAUUUCAAACCAUUUUAUUUUUUUUUUAAUUCCUUUAUAUUAACUUCACUUUUGUUCCUGGCUGGCUGGGUUGCAGUCUGGCAAAAUCUUUGAAUGGCUAAUUAACCCAAUUCCCGCAAAAUAUCGAGCUGAAACUUGGAACAUAGACUCAUUGCUCAUGACAACACAUUAUAUUAAAUUUUUAGCCAAACCCCAACCACCUAAUAUAAGUUUUUCCUGUUUUUCAAGGGGAAGAUGAAUGAAAAAUGAUGACGCUGAUGUGCAUUUCGCGUGUAAUAUUUUCUUUUGUUUUUCUGAAAUUGUUGGUGAAAUAAAUCUGUCGUGUAAAAGCGUGUCUGUCAUUAAAAUAUUAAUAUAGUUCAGAGGUAUGAAAAAAUUUUACGGUUGCGAGCCUUUGGGGUGGGGGUAGCACUAAUUGGGAUUCUCAUAAGUGCUUCACUUGUGCAAAUCUUUUAUAAAUUUUUUUCAGCCCCCCCCCCCCUCCCCUUUAGUGUUACAUUUCAUUUGUUUUAUACGAACAAAUUUGUUUUUAGGGGUUGUUUAAAUUUAUUUUUAAAUUGUCUGCAACAGAUACCUGUUACCAAAGAAGAGGUGCCACCACAGUAUGAACAUUACUUGCAUUUAUUGCAAGAGAGAAAUAGGUUAGUUGUCAUAAAAUAAUCUUUAGAGUAUCAUUAAUUAGCAUGUAUUGACUUAAUAACGGUUUAUUUGCAUUCACCAACCUAAAUCCGUGGUGAAAAACUUUCCAACUCGCAACAGCUGUUUUUUGCCCUUGUAUAUAGUGUUGCUGUAGUUAGCUAUCUCUGACAGUUAAUUUAGGCAUAGGUCAUGGAGUGCUAGGGAGUGAACGAGGUGAUAUGUAACUAUAUCAUUUGCAUGUCUGCAGUGGUAGAGGACAUUUUAUCUGGUUUUUAUGCAGUUUAGGUGAAAAUUAAGUUGUAUCCUGUGCACAUGCAAAAGAUCAUGACACAUUGACCUGUUAAAGGCUUUGAAGGCAGUUUUUUUUUUUAAAUCUGUGUAAGGACACAUCUUCCUGUUAAGCCCAUAGCCCAUCCAUUAAAUAACUCUUCUUUUUUGUUAGCCCUUAUAAGCUGUUGAGACGUUUUCAGUGAUGCAGGUAUGUUUGGCUUUUCAACUAUUAAGAAUUUACAUUUUAUCUUGAUUUUUGUUUUACAAAAAAUGUUCAGACUUGUCAAAAGGCUUCGGCAGAAAAACAGACAGGAAAUUGAGCUAGAGAAAAAAGAAAAAGGUUUUACAGUGUACCUUAAUACAUCUUUCUCUGGUGACAAAGACCCUAAGACCAGAAUUAAUCAGCAGCUUCAGAGAAGAAAAACUGCUAAUGCAGCUGGUGAGAAAAUCUUUUAUUUAUAUUUUAGGAAACUUUUUUAAACAGGUUUCUAGGAACAUUAGUAAGGCAUAAAAUAUGUUUGAUUAUAAUUGAUAUACUGAAGUUACCUAGGAUUAAAGACAUAUAUGUAUGUAAGAAAAUGGAAAACUUCUCUAAAGUCUUGAAGGCUUGCAGCAGAGUUGUUGUUUUUGUUUUUUUAAGUCAGUAAGCUGAAUAUAUUUUAACAUAAUUUAAUAUUUAACUUAUUUAGAUCAAGUGAACAGAUCAUCCCAUCCCAAGCGAAUAGGUGGAUCAGCUGGACAGACUCAUGACCGUCGAAGACACUGGCAGCUUUCUUCUGUUGAAUACACAACAGCUGAUGGGCAGAGACAGAAAAUCAAGGCACCAGGUAGGUAAAAUUAUCUUUGGUUAUGUAGAAAAUUAGCUAAUUACUUGUGAAAGAUGAAUUGUUUUGAGUACAUAAUUAUUAGUUUCACUUUAAAUCAAAUAAAUUUGUAUUGAAAAUAUUUACUUAUUUGGGCUGGCUUGCUUCUGUUUUUUUAAAUUUUAUUUCAAUUUUAAACAUUUACUUAUAUUGUUCAAAAUUCAAACCACAAAAAUGGCUGCUGAGUUUGUAUUUAUCCUACAAAUACUAAACUAUAUUUCAGAAAUUCUCACAGGAAAGUACCAAGAGGAUUUUGAAGACGGCAGUGAUCUUGAUGAUCUGGAGGUAGAUUUAUAAUUCAUUUAAAUUAUAUUAGGCUACUAGCCAAAUUUUAAAAUGAUUACUAAAUUUACAUGUUUUUGUCAAAGUGAGUCUUCAAAAAGCUUAUCAUUUUCAUCUUUAGAAAAUGCACUUCUUUAAUGGAACAGUUAAUCAUUCUUUUUUUGUUUUUAAUAGUUAUUAACAUAAACAAGAAUUUUUGGGUCCUUUUCAGUUUAGUUUAUCAGAAAAUAAUGAUAAAUUUAACAUCUCUCUUUAAAUAAUUUAAAAACAAACUUAAAAAUUCUUUUUGAAAAUUAAAGGUUAGAAAUUUACGUUUGGUGCAAUAUCUUUUUUUUUUCUUCUGAUGGAAAAAGCUUAGUUUGACUGCUAAGAGUUACAUAAUAGUUCACACCAAGAAUGUUCUUUCAGUCAAAUGAUUACUUUUUUUUAAAACUCAAAACAUCUCUUGACUUCAUUUGCUUUUAAUUCUGUUUAAAAGGGGUAACAAAUUAAAUUGCAUACUCAUACUAUGUUCUGUUAAGAGCAUUCAAUCAUGGAACCUCUUUUUUAAGAGUAUUUGAUUAAUGGUUUGCUUUGGUUUUUUCUUAAUAUUAAUUAAAUAUUAAGAUGUGUGUGAUGCUUUCUAAGGAGUCCAUACAAUCAAUUUUUUCUUGUUUGUGUACUAAUAUAUAGCUCAAAAUAGUGUCUUGGUUACUACAUGAGAAUCUUAUUAUUGUAAAAAUAAUUGUCCAGUUAUGUUUGCGAUGAUAUGCCCUUUUAAAAAGCAUUAAUGCCAAUAUGUUUUAAUGUACUCCAGGGUGUUACCAGGAUGUCCUCACUAGAUAUUGAUGACGAUGACGAGGAUGGUGUCAACAAUUCAUCAUCAAUUAGCACCCCUCGCAGGCAUAAAACAAGUUAUCUCAAGAGGAUAGCUGCGGCUAAAAAGGAAGAGACUGAAGCAGAAAAUCGAGUAUCUAUCAAGAUGGAGGAUGUUAAGGUGUUUUUUUUACCUAAUUAAAUUUUUUAUAGUUUUGAAUCAGAGCUUAUGUGCAGCUUCAAAGAUUAAUAAGUCAUUAAACUGAUUUCACUUUUGUCCAUUAUGAGAUUGUUUUGGUUGUAACAUUUGUCUGAAUCAAUCUUAUUGUGUCAGCUAAUUAAAACCGUUGACAGAAUUCAUUAACUAACAUUGUCAAAGUAAGUGGAAGCCUUUAUCCAGUACUAGGGCUUAACCGGUUGGAGGUUUUUACACCGGGUUUGAAUACCUGGUGGGUCCAAGUAUUACCAAAAAAAAAGAGAGUUAAGUUUUCAUUUUCUAUAAACAACAGGCCUACAGUCUGUCUCACACACUACCUGCUGGCCUUUAAACAAUAGUCCUACAGACAGUUCUACAGAUACUCCUGCACUUUAUCCAUGGCUCUAUAUUGAUUGUUAUAAUAGAAAGAAAAACAUUAAACCUUUUUACCUGUUUUCAACCGUAUGCUUGACACUCGCUUUGUGACACCUUUUUCUUUUUCACUCAGAGCUAUUAAUAUAGAACAUGCUGAGUAGGGGAGGGCUGGUUGUGAAAAGGAAGCAGGAUAUACCAGAAGCAAAAUAUUUAUAAGAGAUUAUUAGAUCAUGAUGAAUAAAUGAAAAUGUGGUAUGAUAAAUGAUACAUUUUGUAAAAAUUUAUCUUCAGAAAUUACGAGAAAGUCUUCAAAAGAACAAAUCUAUUCGUCAGAGCAUAGCCAUGGAUUCAGACUCUGUGAGUUUGUAAAAACAGUUUGUCAAAUGACCUGUGACUGCUAUUUUAUUUAUUUAAAACCACCUUUUCAUUAAGGUCCAGUUAGAAAAUGUAAAAUUAUCCUAUUAAAAAUUAUCUUUCCCUUGAGUGAGUUGAAACUAAUAAGAAAAAAAAUGGUGAAGCACUAACAAAACAUAACUACUCUUUUGCUAGUGCUAGUUAUAACUACUAUAACAUACAUUAUAAAUCAUUCAGUUUUAUUUAGCAAAGCAAUUGUUGGUCUUAGAUUUGAUAUUAACAUUCAAUAGUUACAAUCAAUUAAGCUUAAUCAUAUUUGAGAAGUUAAUAGCUUGGCUUGGAUUUUUACAUAGGAUGAAGAAUCAGCUGAUGAACUAGUCCAGGUCUAGUAUUCAAAAUUAUUAAAUUGUCCGCUUAAGAGAAAGGGGUCUCUGUAAAUAAAAUUCAGGUGUCUUUAUUUUUCCUUAAUUUUUUUCCUUGAUCUUUGUAGGUUGCUUAAUACCUGCUUAUUCUGGAAAAAUGUGAAGGCAUAACUUCCUUUUAAAAAAAAAAAAAAAAAAAAAAUCAACAUGAACUUGUCAUGUUUUUUUUUUAUUGCAUUACAGAAUAGUCUAUCUGUUAAAUAAAAAUAAAAACUCAUAGAAUUUCAAACUGAAAACAGUAUGUGCAAUGAAAUCAGAACAAAAGCGUCUUAUCUUAAUUAUAUAUAUAUUUGUUUAUAUAUUUAAUAGACUAACUUGCCAAUUAUUUAAUAUAAUGUUAAAUUCAAGACAUUUUCUUACAAUUCUGCUGUAGUCCAGUUUUUGCUCUUAAAAUUGUUGAUUUUUAUAAUUAAUUUGAAACGAUUCAUUUUUUAAAAUAUUUUAAAAUUUGUGUGCUCCAGACGAAAAGUCUGAAAUGCAAUACUUUGGUUCUGUGUUUGUUUACUUGAAUGGCUUUAAACUUAUUGAAAAUGAUACCAAAAAAUGUGUGCUAUUUAAAAAUUCUAUUUUGGGUUCAUUAAAUUAAUCAAAUACUGAUUAUUUGGUUAUAACUUUAGCAGUUCCACUGCAAACAAAUUGAAAGUCACCUGAAAGGGUCACAUUUCUUAAGAAGAAUUUCUAUUGUACUGCAAUUAUAGCAACAUUCUCUUACUGAGGGAAAAAUACUUUAUCCCUUCACUAAUUUCUUUUAUCUUUCACAACAUGAUCAACUGAAUUUAAGUUUUUAAUACUCCAAGUAGUAUAUUCUCUAUUAAUGUAUAAGUUUCAUUUAUUUUAUGGAAGUAUUAUUUUAAGUGUAGAAUUAAUUAAAAAUUCGACAGCAAUUCAAAAAUCUCACUAUAGAAACUUGUGCUUACAGGAUGAGUCAGAUGGAGAAAGAAUUUCACCAAUCGAUGAGGAGAUAGAAGAGUUGAUGUCUAGUGAUGAUGACAACAAAAGGGCAGAUAAGAAUCACAUAAAACCACUCCAAUUGUUUAAACCUGGCGACACUUUAGUCCUAGAGUUCCAGCCCUUACCUAAUAGAAGUAUGAUUAUUGUCAACUGAUGUUUUGUCACUAUUGGAUCUUUGCAUUUUAUGAAAGUUCAUUAACUUCUAAAUACCUUAUUUGUUUAAUUUCAACGUUUUUAAAUAAGAAAUAUUAAGCAAUCAAUGUUACUGUUUUUAACGACCCAGUAUCAAUUGUAAUUUCAACUUAGAUUACUUUAACAAAAAUGAGAAACUAUUUAGUAUCAAGUAUUACAAACAUUAAAUUAUUCAACAUUGCCCGCCUUAGAGCUAAGACUAAAACAAGAAAGGUCUUGCUGCGGGAGUUCUUGUUUGCGGAUGAUGCCGCUUCGGUAUCUCACACAUCAGACGGCCUGCAGAGCCUCGUAUCCAGCAUAUCCGCUGCCUGCAAAGAGUUUGGCCUGACAAUUAGCCUAAAGAAAACUAACAUUAUGGCACAGGGCGCUUACUCCCUCCCCACUAUCGCCAUCGACGACUACGACUUGGAUACUGUUGACAGAUUCACAUAUCUGAGAUCCAACAUAUCGAGCACCCUCUCAAUGGAGGAUGAGAUAAGUGGGAGGAUAGGGAAGGCGCAACUGUUAUGGCCAGACUGAAGAAAAGAGUCUGGUCAAACGCCAAACUCACAACAAGAACUAAGCUGCAGGUGUACCAGGCCUGCGUACUGAGCACACUCCUGUAUGGAUGCGAGUCGUGGACCACAUACUCUAACCACGAAAGAAGGCUCAAUGGCUUCCACCUCAGAUACCUGCGCCACAUCCUUGACAUUAAAUGGCAAGACAAAGUCCCCAACACGGAUGUCCUGUCCCAAACAAACAUGUGUAGCGUCCCAGCCAUAUUAAUCCAAAGACGCCUCCACUGGCUUGGACACGUCAAGCGAAUGCAACCUGGUCACAUACCAAAGGACUUGCUAUACAGCGAGCUGGCGACAGGGAAAAGGUCAGUUGGACGGUCUCGUCUGAGAUACUUAGACAUAUGCAAAAGAGAUUUGAAGUCCUCUAAAAAUCGACCUCUCAAACUGGGAGGAGCUGGCAGAGGAUCGAUCCUCAUGGCGGGGCAUCGUGAAGGCAGGAUCACUACAUGCCGAGGAGCAAAACAGGGCGGACACAGCUGCAAAAAGAGCGAGGAGGAAGGCCAGUAAAUACUGCUCCACCGCAUUCGUGUGUGGGAAAUGUAACAGAGACUACCAUUCGAGGAUUGGUCUCACCAGCCACACCAAGAGCUGCAGGCAAUAAAGAUAAUCUAUCGUCUCCCGCAGACGGAAAGAUGCCAUACAUACAUAUUAUUUGUGCCCAUAUAGGCCCAAAAGGCUGCAUCCUCCAGAUUAUCCAUGUACAGUAAAGCAACCAAUAGUUCUCACUUGUUGAGCAACUUCAGUUAUUUUAGAAUGAUAUUGAUCUUCUUAAAUAUAAUCUAAGCAAGAAAUGCCUGUCUCAGAGAAACAAAGUCUGUCCUUCAUCAAUGACAUCUACAAUGUCAAUAUUAUUUCAGAAUGCCUUAAGAAUUUUAGUGGCUUCAAAGCGGGAUAAAAGUUUACCUUAUGACUGUUUGUCUUUGAGUAGAUACCAAUUUUAAAUAUUUCCCCAGACUCAGCCAAAAAGAUACUGCAUGAUACAUAGUCAAUUAUCUCUGCAUUCACUUUAUUCAACUGAAACAAUUCAUUUCCUUAAAAUGUUAAGAUUUUAUCAUCUGCUGCAAUAGAUUUCUGUCUGCUUGGCAAAAGCAGCACCAAGGGCCUUGAAUUUAAGUGCCCUCUUCCUAAAAAAGUAAAUAUUAAUAUGCAUAUACAUGCAUGAAAAAUGACGAUUUUGGCACCCACUGAAGAUGGCAUGGCGCAGGUUUUGGGUGAUGACCCCUUCCCACCCCUUCCCCCCCCCCACCCACCCCCUUUCCCAACCCCAUGCAUAGCCAUGGUUGUCUGAGUGGGUCAGGACAGGAUAGCACUACUGUAGACUAGAAUAUUGGCUAGCAAAACUGCUAAUCUUGCUGAAUUCAAACCAAGAUGUACUAAGGCAAUCAUAAUACUGAUCCUUUAUUUCUAAAUUUUAUUACUAAUAUUUUAUUAUUAUGGUUGCAAGGGAUGAAAAACUUAGAAUGGGUAUUCUCAUAUGUAGUUUUUGUAAUGUUGCGUUUUGUAUUUCAAUUUGGUAAAAUAUAGAUUUUUUCAUUUCUUUUUAAUAUUGAUGGCUUUGUACAGCAUUUUGAGCCUUUGGGGAUAAAGCAUGAUUUUCAAAUAAGCUUUAUUAUUAUUAUUAUUACUAUUGUUUUUAUUUAAUGUUUCUUCUGGUCACUCUAACCUUUCACAUGCAUAAUGAAAUUGUUUUCUUUUUUAUUCGUUUAGGUAAAACUGCAACAAAUCUUGUUGCUGCCAGAAAGAAAACAGAUUCUGACGAAAUCUCAUCAUUCUCUUCAAAAAAGUCAUCCACAGCACCUUCAUUACAGAAAUCACUGACACCUAGAAAUGUGGAGUUGAAAACAGGUUAAAUUUGUUAGGAAUAUCAUGUUUUCCCAGCUUCAUUUUUUAGUAAUUUAUUUGUAUUAUUUUUUUUUAUGUUCUGGAUAAGCUGGGAUUUUUUAUAUAUCUGCUAACUUAGCGCAAUAAUUUAUUAGAAUCAAGGUAUAUAUUCUUUUAAAAAAUGUUUAACUAAUGCUCUAAAACAGAGUUACUAUCAGUUUAAUGUAAUACCAUUUAUUUUUACUUUUUUUUUCACUAAACCUCUCUAGUUUUAAAUGCUUAUUUAUUUUUUUAUAAGUGUUUAGGUUCUAUAAUUGCAGCUAUUCAGCAUUUAUUUCUAUAUCAAUUAAGAUUUUUUUUUUUUUUUAAUUGCACACAUAUAUUUGCAUUUACCUAUGUAGAUUUGCUAGUCAGCAGGACGUAUGUUUCUUUGAUCUUUUCUAGAUGCUAGUAAAGCCAUUCGGCCAUUAUCAGCCAGUAGAAAGAGCCCUGACACCAAAGCAGAAUUUAUUUUUUUUUUUUUUUUCACUAAACCUCUCUAGUUUUAAAUGUUUAUUUAUUUUUUUAUAAUUGUUUAGGUUCUAUAAUUGCAGCUAUUCAGCAUUUAUUUUUUUUUUAAUUAAGAUUUUUUUUUUUUUUUUAAUUGCACACAUAUAUUUGCAUUUACCUAUGUAGAGUUGCUAGUCAGCAGGACGUAUGUUUCUUUGAUCUUUUCUAGAUGCUAGUAAAGCCAUUCGGCCAUUAUCAGCCAGUAGAAAGAGCACUGACACCAAAGCAGAUUCAAAGGAUGAAGCUGCUGCAGUGUUAAAAGCACUGCAAGAAGAAAAUAAACAUGUGGAAAGCUUUUCCAAAGUGUCCAAGAGCAGACCACUUCCACAACCAAAGGUAGAAACAAAAUCUCGUUUCGACAAGAAAAGUUUUUUGUAGCCCUUGUAUGUAUUUUUGUGUAUAUUGUAGGACAGUUUCCGCUGGUCAUUUUAAUCUACUCUUUAAAAAAAUAUUUUUUUUAUGACAUAAAAUAUUAUUUAAAGGCUGAUAAGAGUGACUUUUCAUCUCAGAAAACAUCAGACACGUCUAAUACAAGCUUGCCACCAACCAAUGAAAAGAUCAAAGUCCUCACCCCUAUUCAAUCUUCAACUGAUCCAAAUCUGACCAAGGCAAGUUUGUCUGCCAGUAAAUCACAAAUGGAUCUAGAUGCAGAGCCAACCAUAAACACUGUCAUAGAGCGUGUCCUCAAAAUGAAUCCCAAGUUAGUACAAGUUUUUAACAUAAAAGAAAAAGACAAGAAUUUUGACAAAGCUAUUGUGAUUUCUUUUCAAUCACAAGUUAAGUGAAAAAUAGCCUUGUGUGAUAUUUAAAAAAUAAGCCUAAUGUAAAAUAAAGAUCUCAAACAGUCCUAGGUGGAAAACUUGUUUGAAAUUGUUCAAGUUUUGCCUGUUUCUAAGACAUUAUAAAAGUAAGUUUAUUUAAAAUUCAUUAAACAUGACAUUUUUGUUUUUUUUAAAUAAAAAGAAACAUUUAUUAUCAAAUCACUUACCAAACUGUAUUUACACCUACAAUAAGUCACACAUUAUUAUUUACUGCUCCGACCAUUUACAGACAACAGAGACAGUUGCUGCACACAUUGAACCACAUAGACACAGAAGAAAUUCCUGUGAGUUCUCAGUGUUUGGAACCUUCAUGGGUGAGUGAUAUGAACCUAUAAUGUUCUCCCUGAAUGAAAUGAUGCUUCUAUUUUACACAAUGCCACAAAUUACAGUUUUGAGUUCACAUAAGCUGACAGCGUGAUCUUAAAAUUGUAACUGGAUUCAUGGUUGGUACAAAAACUUUGUGAACACAGAUUACAGCAUCAUUAACUUUGUGAAAACAAAAGUGAAUUGAUUAAAAACUGUCUUACUUAGCUUAACAACAAAAACCACUUUGUGUAUAGAAAAACUGUUUUAAAAAGAAAACUUAUCCAUUCCUAUAAUGCUUAUUUGUUGAGUUUUGUCAUGCAAGUUUUGUUUCCAGGCAAUGUUCAGUCCAUAACUUAGAUUAAUUAUGUGAUACAAACGAAUGAAACUGAUGCGUUUUGGUGUAAUCUACAGUCAUCGAAAGGCCCCGUGACCAAUCGAUUAGAGGUUGUUUUGGAAGUUCUGUCAAACUGGGGCCAUCCUUCAUUGGUUGGACUCACAGAACUGCAGUUUUUUGACCAAUCACAGUGCAUGAUCCCCAUCAAACCAUCUGAUGUGUCAGUGCAUGGAGCUAAGGAAUGCUCAAAUAAAGUAGAGGUUUUGUUUAAUGGGAAGUCUAAGGUAAGGGUCUAAUCAUUUUAAUAUACUAGCAAUUGAUAAACAACUGAAUCAACUAAGAAAUCAUAUUUUUUCUCAAUGAACUAUUACUGUCAUUUAAUAAAUUAUAUUAUAUUUACUCUGUUAUAAAUAUUUAUUUUUUCAAAUCUUCUUUAUUAAUUGUAAAAUAAGUGAAAAUUAGUUCAUUGGUAAUUUUACAAAAAAUACUUGAGCCUCUACCCUAAUAUAUUAUAAUUCAUAAAAUGUUUUGACAUUUUCUAAAAUAUUGAAUUGGUAUUGCUGAAUUCACUAAACAAAUAUAAUUUUUUUAGACAACCAAAGAGCGUAACAUGUGGAGCUGUCAUUUUGAUGGAAAGCCAAUUGAAUUCUCUGUCCUACUAAUAAACUCACACCCGGGUAAAAGCUUCCAGCUAGGGUCUGUGAAAAUAUGGAACUGGAACAAUAAAAUAAAUGUAAAUUGUUGGCUUUUGCUUCAUAUAUAUGUAGGCUACUCAAACAAUAAAUUUUUAUUAACCAUUUCUGCUUUUAGUCUAAUUACUAUAAAUUAUUAUACAUGCGGAAAAGGUUAGUGAUGACAAAACACUUGAACACAAAGUGUAACAUUUUAAGCAUCUAAUGUUUAUAAUCAGCAAAAUUUUAGAAUAACUACUAUGUUGAGUAUACUAAUUAGGUACAAACUGAAUUUUAAAUCAGUUGUUGUUUAUGUGUUGUAAAUACAUUUUCAGAACCUCAACAUAGGUGCACGUCACAUACGAAUACACUUCAAAGGAGAGUUGCUUUUUGAUGGAGACGUAGACAAAGGUUGUGGAAAUCAAGUUUUUGACUACAGUAAACAUGUUAUGUUUGCCUCCUCUGAUGGAGCAGGACAAUCUAAAGCUAAGAAAUCCUCAUCAAAUUCUUCACUUUCACUUGACAUUGGCAAAGCGACAUUAGCCAAUUCCAAAAACAGUCCCAGGCUAACAUCUCCUGCUGUUGAGUCUCCCACAAAGGCAGACAGCCACGGCUUAACACCUUCAGGAAGCCACCACACGUUCAGGAGCAUAUCUCGAUCAUCGCAAUCAUCAGCUUCAUCCUCUGGCUCUGGAAAGGUCGGGGGCCAAAGCGAGGAAAGGCAGGAAGAGGGGCACAUCCGCAGUGAAACACGUACACUGGUACGAUCUAACAUCUUUCACAGAAGAGGCUCGGGUGGAUCAAGUCCUGAAGUGGAAUUACCUGAUAGUGGUAAGUAGUUGUGUUUUAAAGUGUCAUUAGAAUUACAUACUUGCCAAAAAUCUGGGAUAAAAGAUAAUUAUAUUUUUCUAAUGAAAACAAUGUAAAAACAAAAUAGAAAUAAGAUCAUCUGUUGUUGGUCACCUUCAUAAAUAUAUUUUUGUAUCUCAAUAAAGUACUAUUUUUUUUAAACAAAGAUAAAACCAUUGUAAUUUAAAAGCAACUAAAUCAUUGCUAACAAAUAAACAUGAUUGCUGGUAAUAAAUAAAAUAUACAUAGUUGGGACUGUGGUCUUAAAAACAUAAUUAGGUUUAGGUUUCAACUGAAAUAUUCCAUUGUAGGAAUUUAGGUAUGCUUUAUAUAUAUUUUUUAUUGAGUAAAUUUAUUAAACCUAUUACUUUUUCUUUUUAAGAGAUUUUACUUAUCUGUCAGACAAUUAAUAAAAAUAUGUAUCUUAGUAAUUUUAUUGCUUGCUUAUAAAUAUAAUAUUAACAACUUGAAAUAAUAGAAUUGUGCUUAUAUGUCAGACUUGUCCAAGAUACCAGAGAAGUCAAGAGCGCAGACACCCAAAAAAAGCAAGCGUGUCGCUGCCAAAUUAAAUGGAAGAUCUGCUGAAACUGACAGCUCAAAUAAAUCGAAUGGUGACAGGUAAAUUGGUUAACCCUGAUGCUGACAGGUGGUGGUGGAUCCAUGCAAAACAUUUGAAGUUGUGAACUCCAACAGUAGAAGAUGAAAAAAGGUUAAUAUCAACCUAAAAUUUCAUGGUUGAUAUAUUCUUAUCUAUUUUGAAAUAUCAACAACUGCCACCACCCCUGAACCCACAACUGCUAACAGUUAUCCCAUUAUUUACUUCACUCACUUUGUGUUGCCAAUUGUUAAUGGUUUGUGUAUAUCAAGGUCUAUUACAAUACCAAAGAAGUAUUUUAAAUAUAAGUCUAAUGGAUUGUGUUGUUUUUUUUGUCUUUAUAGUUACACACUUAUGUAUAAAUCAAGCUAUUUCUUUAAUUUUUAUUUUAUAGAGUUUUAAUCAGAUAAAAGGGUGUUGAGAUUGAGUAGUAGAAAGUAUUGUGAUAACUUGAAAAAAAACUUAUGGAUGAUUGAUCAGAUAUAAAUAACUUUCUAAAUUUAUUUUUGAAAGCUCUGACUUUGUUUUUGUUGAGAUAUUUAGACAAAACUCAUAAAACAGUCUUAACAGUAGUAAAUUUUGUAAUUCAUUCAUUUUUCAAAAUCAUCUGCAGUUUUGAAUCCAAACCUCCUCUACCACCAACUCAUAAAUCAGAUGAUAAGACCAAUUCUUCAUCAAGAUCUGCUGAAAGGUCAUCUCUUUCCAAUGCCAAGUCCAAGUUGUCACCCAAAUCAUCCCGCUCAGAACCUUACAUAUCCCCUCGACCAUCAUCCCCACAGAAAAGCAAGACCAAAAUUCAGAAGGAUAAGGGAGAUAACCAGUUAUUAGAUUCCAUCAAAAGCAUGAGUCACAGGUAUUUUUUCAAAUUAGAGAAAUGAUUUAUGCAGAAAUGUGGCCUGAGUUUAAAAAAUUUAUCACGAUUCAAUCUUUUGGAAACAUUUUCAAAGUUUUUAUUUAACUCAUACUGACAAACUGAUUUAAACCAUAUUUGUAUCAUGUAUUUCAGUGAAAACAAGAGGAAAAAGACCAUUCCAACAUGGCUGAAAGGGGAUAAGUCAACAGGUAAAAUUUAAUUGUUGAAUGUAGACUUGUCAUACUGCAAAAAAAUCGACUUAUGCAAUAAAUUUUGUUAUUAGUUUUUUAUAAAAAAAAAAUAGUGAUAAUCUGUAGGUAUACAUCACCACUAAAAGACAUCUUUAAAGGCUUGGUCAAGACACAGCUUUUGAGUUUGUUUGCACCAAUGUAUAUGCAUUCUCUGUAAAGCUAUAAAACAGUAUAAUAAAUUCAUGAUUAUUUGUUAUUUAAAUAUAUCAGUGACACACUCCUUUUUCAUACUUCACCCUUGUAUUCUAUUUGACAAGGGGGUUGUCUACUUCAAGUUUUAUCUCUUCGGACGUCAUUUACAUAACCAACUUCUCCAAAUCCUAGAAUUUUGAAAUUAGUCUUCAUGUUGUGGACCAUUUUUAAAUAUCAAACUUUGGCGGCUCCUUAAUUUAGUUAUUUUCAAACAUAUUUAGUUAUUUUAAAAAGUAAACACCCCUUUGAAUAAAUAAAUUUCUGGAGUGAUUUUGUUCAUUGACUUCCCUGACAUUUUAAUCACAGAUCUUGACCUGACGUCUGGGCAAACCAGUAAGAGAGACAAGCAGAAGGAAGAUGUUGAGCUUCAGAAAGAGCUAGAUGAGGAGUUUGAGAGAUUUUCUCAAGCAGGGUGGGUUGCUCAAUUUUACAUUGAUGAUCAGUCAGUGGAGUCCAGAAAUGCUUUUUGUAACUGUCAGUUUAUAACAAAACUAGAAGUAACCACCCAAACAAUGGUGGCGGCAAAGUGUGAACUUCCCAUCUAUUAAAGUUACUUGACAAAACAUGCAGCCCAAUCACUGCCAACAUCUGGGAAUUUUAUUUUGUUCGCCUAUUGAACACAACAUUACAGCCAUACAUACAUAUCUAGAAAAUUAUUAUUUGUGAUAUAUUCAUGGCUUUAUGGGAAAUCCAACACAAGCCAAGGUUAUGUUUGCAGAGACACUUCAAGUAAACAUAAACAUGUUCUGUUGUUCAGGUACGUCGAAUCAGACACAGAGACAAGUUGAUUUUCAUUAAUUAUUGUUUGCUUUUGAUACUUGACUUCUCCUAAAUUUCAGGAGUAAAAACAAGAAUAAAGAGCAAAAGCAUGUUGCAGGUAAAAGUUUCAUCCAUUAAUUUUACUGAAUGAACAUAUUGAAAUAAAUUCAUAUCAUUCCAUAGUCCUUGUUAGCUGCACUAUGGUUAUAUUGUACUUUCAGACUUAAACAUAAAACUGUUCUUAACUAUUACUCUCCUAUCUAAAAUAUAAUAUAUAUAUUUUAAGAACAGCCUGGGUUGAUGCUUGACUUCAAGGAAAUUGAACCUUUGGAAGAUUGACCAGAUUUAUGUAGCUUCGAAAAUAUACUUAUUUGUAUAAAUCCUUCUUUCUUAAUCAGAGGAACAAGAUGUACUGACUCCCAUGAAGAAAAUAGAGAAAUCAAGAGCCAAGUGGAGACAAAGAGAAGAGGAUCUUGAAGAAUCUUGGGGUUCAUUGUCCUUCUUCAAUAAAUCUCAUAGAGGAAGAGUGUCUAUUGACAUGGGAGGUGAUUAUCUGGGUUUCUGCAUAUAUUUAUGUUGGAGUUAACUUUAUACCCAAUGGUGCAGACUUCAGAAGUCAGUUUAACCCACUAACUGUCAAAUGCAAACAAGCUGUGGUGUCAACUCUUUUUUUUUAUUAACUUUGAUAUGUUUCACUAAAAUACCCCAAACUAAUAGAAAAUGAAACCAGAGACCCAUAUAAGUAUACAUAUUCUGAGAGUAAAUUGGACAAGGAAUCCUUUUGUAUGAAUCAUUUUUUAAUUCUGUGAGAUAUGUGAAAUGAAUGUGACCAUGACCAUUCAGGUGUGAGUAUAAUUGUGAUACUGUUUAUCUUUCUUCAACUCACACCCACAAUGACUUUUGUGUCCAUUUUUAUCCUUAAUGAAUGUUUUUCAGACAAUAAAACAUUAUUCUUUUAGUUUAGAAAAUAUAAAGUUAUUUGGGUUAGUAGAAAUUUUUUUAAAAAUUAUAAUAAUUAUUGGUGACCUACAUAUAUUUUUCUUUUUAUAAUGCCUAUUAAAUUCAUUAGUACACUACGUGCCACUGCUUCCACUAUUAGAACUUGAGCUGCUACUAUUUCUAGCUUCACUCUCCUAAUUAUCACUAACCAUGAGCAAUGCCAAAAAACUAUUUCAAAAUCAUCUGUUUUGCAGGGCCAAUAUCUGAGUCAUAAAAAUUAGUUUUUUAAAAAAACCUCACAAUUUCAGCAGAUUUAAUCAAAAUAUUUUUUUUUUAAAUAUGAACACAUGAAAUAUUUACCUUUCUAUUAAAUAGGAAGUAAUUCUAAUUUGAAAGAGUUAUCCCCUUUUAAAAAAAUUUAAGUGGAAGCAGAUCAUUUUGGCCAUAUAAACACAAAAAAAUGCUUUUGUCUCAUAAUGUUACAACCACUUACAAUACUUUUGUGCCCCCCAAUGAAAUUUUUUUACUAUCACCUGUAAAUGUUUGGGGGAAAAUUGACAUCAAGUGCAACAUUUAGAGAGUUUCAUUGAGGUGUGUGUGUAUAUAUAUAUAAAUAUAUAUAUAUUAUUGAAUUUAUUUUGUUGCCUUUAUUUGUCAGAUGAUGAGUUGGAUGAGUACCUCAAUCCAGUGAAGAAAUCAGAAUCAGUGACACCUGUAGCAGCACCUGUGAUACCAAUACCUGAAGAUGGGUGGUCGGAUGAGUAAGUCUUUCUAUCUAAAAUUAUGUCUUAAUAAACUCUCAACGCACAGAUAAUUAUUGUUUCAGAGUUAUAUUUUUUUUUUAAUUUUAACAAUAAAUUUCAACAUGAUUUUGUGUCCUUUCCAUCCCUAGGUAAUUUCUCUAUUUUGCACAUUUUUUUUUAAAUAUUUUUUUUUAAAUUAUGUAAGAGGGAUCAAUAUAACGUUUAAUUUCAGGUAAAUAAAAUUGUAAUAAAGAUGCAAGAGUAUUUCAUAAUUGUUGGCUAUUUCAGAGAUGCAGAGUUCACCAUCCCAGAGCUACCCAGUGGAAAGAAUAUGGUGAUAAAUAUCAAAACUACAUGGGGAGAUCACCACUAUGUUGGCCUGACAGGAAUACAGCUGUUUACAAAUCUGGGAGAUCAAGUAGUCAUCACAAAGGUAAGGCUCCUGUGAAGCAAUAACUUUUGAGAGUGGUGAGAAUAUUCAAAAUAUCCCAGGUGUCAAAGUGAUUAAAUAUUUAUAAUCGGAAGUCCAUGGCCAAGUCAAUAAGAUAAUCAAGCUGUCUUCACAUUACCUUUAAUUUUGAAAUUAAACUCUGCAACAUUUACUGUAGAACUAUUCAUGGACCUGAGCUGUCUUCGUAUAUCUUCAAAUUUUGAAAGUACACAUUGCAACAUAUAAUGUAGCUCUAUUCAUUGCUGUCUUGACAUUAUUUGUUUCUGCACUGUCCUCCAAUUUCAUUUCCCUCACUAAAUGUGAAACAGUUUCACCUAACCAAGUGUCCCAGUUUGUCAUCUAGUGGACUUGAAGUGUUUUUAAAAUUACAAGACAGCCCUUUAGAUUAAGACAAUAAAUUUAGCAUUUUAUACUGGCACCGAGCUUAGAAAAACAAGUAUUUCCUAGCCUUGUCAAGACUAACCCAUUAUAGUUUUGUUAAGGCAUCAUAAUAGAGAUAAUCCUUUUCAAACAAUAUUGAAGUGCAAACAUAAAAACUUGAUUAUUAAUGGCCUAGUAAACAAAGCUUAUUUUACUGUAAAUUUUAACAUUUUUUAAAAUUAAAAUAAUAUAAACACAAGUUUUUAAGACUAAUCCUGAUGGAUGAUUAAUGUUGAAAAAUUCAUUCUUACAAUUUUUUAAAUUAAAAUAUACUAUAUUUAGACAAACCAGUGUUUAUAUACAUCACCCUGCUGAAGAUAUACUGCAAAAAUUAUGUUCAUAAUCUCUUUCAGAUCUGGGCUGAACCAAGUGACAUAAAUAUCCUGCCAGAAUACAACAGGGACCCAAGGGUUGUAACAAAUCUUAUAGAUAAUGUGAACCGCACCAGAGAUGACGUGCACAUGUGGCUUGCCCCCUUCACACCAGGAAACAAUCAUUAUGUUUACCUAACAUUUGCUAAGCCAUGCAAGUUGGCUCUUAUGAGGAUAUGGGUCAGACUCCAAUGUUAUAUAUUAAUUUCUUACAUUCAAUGCACCAGUCACAUUAUAUUGUUACAACUUUUGAUUGAAUAAUUUAUGACUAUAAGUGUAAGGUGGGAACUUGUUUGGAGUUUCAAGCGUUAUGUUUAAUUAACAUCGAUCUGUUUUUUUUAACAAAUAAAAUAAAUAUGUGAGUAUAAAUUAUUCUGAGGUAUUUUCAAUUUUGCUUGCUUAACAUUGUCAGAAUUACAACAAGUCCAGGAUCCAUUCAUUUCGAGGGGCUAAAGAUGUCAUUAUAACUCUUGAUGGAACAGACAUCUUUAAAGGAGAAAUAGCCAGAGCCUGUGGGGGGAUUGAAGGUGGCACUGAGGCCUUUGGUGAUGUAAGAAAGCUAAACAUAUUAUUUUUGUGUCUCUUUUAUUUCUAAUGUCAGUGUGGAAAUGUAAUUCAAAGAAUGUAUUAGGGAGCAUUGUUUUAACAUCUGCAAUAAUUUUAGCACAUGACUAGCUACAGGUCUCAAUAUUAAUUAAUUUUGAAAUCACUGAAAAAUCUUUAGUUUUUAUCAUUGACAUAUUGAGUGAGGCUCUAAGCAUUUGCCCAAAUGAGCAUCCUGCAGAAUUAGUGGCACACAAAUAAACUCCAUUACCGGGCCUCUUUAAACUUAUUUGAUUUCAAACAUCUAAUUUUUUUAAGACAAUUUUAUUCACCACUGAAGAGACGAUUCUGGAAGCUGUGUCAAGGAAUGAUGAUGCCUUUGAAGGCUCAAUGUUUAGUGACACUGAGGAAGAUGUACCAUUGGAAAGACCCAGUACAGCAAAUGCUGAAGAUGAUGUUAGUAUCACAGAUUAGAACAAAUUAAAAAACUAAAUUCCUUUACUUCCACUGUUUGAGAUGUUUUACUAUAAAUGCUAAAAAAUUAAGUUCUCCUCUCUCCUUUCAUCAUGUUUUUUGUUUAAAUUCAAUUUAAAGAUUUAGUUUGAUUUUAGAAUAAAAAAUAUAUAAUUUUUGUGCCAUUAUUUUACUCAAGCUGCAUAAUAACAAACUUUUUUUUUUGUAUGACUUAUUGCAAAUUGUGCAUGGUUUCUAAAAAAAUUAUUUUUUAAAAUAUUUUAAUACUUCAGCUAACUCCUUUGGCAACUUCAAAUUUUUGUCUGUAAUCUUCAUUUUUGGUAGACACGUCCAUUUACCAGGGCAGCUGGUCUACUUGCAGCAGACAGUAAUAAAGGUACAACACCAAGACCUAGCAGUUGUUUUGUUACAAAUGUUGGAGAUGUCAUGGUCUACAGAACUACUAGUAAGUUAUCAGAAUAUUGCUUGGGCUCUCUUGAAAAUGGUUUAGAAAUUAUGAAGUAUUAAGACAAACUAUGCAUGAUAAAAUCUGCUUUGAGAGGUGAGAGUGUGAUUUAUUAUCAUUCAUUUAAGUCCCAGCUGUACAAAUUACAAUAGCAUGAGAGAUGGACCCAAGCCCCAGUCUCAUUGUUGGAGCUGUGACAUAGUUCUAAAGUUGGAACAGUACCAUAGUCUCAGAGUCAAUGUCAGAAAAUGUUUUUUUAGGCCUGGUACAAGACAUUUAUAUAGUGGGAACAAUUUCUUAUUAUUAAUCAUAAAUAAUUGAUUCUACCCCAACAUUUUCGUCUCACAGAAGUACAUUUGCAGUUCACAUCCACCUGGGGGGAUCAUCACUAUUUGGGUCUAACUGGCCUUGAACUUGUUGGCAGUGAGGGAGAGGCUGUCCCACUUACACUUGACAUGGUGGCUGCAUUACCUAGAGACCUGCGACAUCUGCCUGGCAACGAGAAGGAUGAUCGUACACUGGACAAGUGAGUUAAUAAUUAAUUUUAAGUGUAGAACAGAUUUUAAAGAGCUCAAGGUACACGCAGAUGAUUAUUUUCUAUUACUAUUACAGGUAUUCCAUAAGAUUUUAUUUUUAUUUUACCAUUUUCACAAUCUCUAUGACAAUGACUCUUUCUUCUCAUGUACUGGUACUUAAUAACAUAGUACUCCCCCUUCCACACCAAAACUUACAUCAAUACAUUAAUAAUUUUAAAUGGAACUUAAUGAAUAUUGAGAAAGUUUAAAUUAUUUUUGUGUGCUUUUUGUAGGUUGAUAGAUGGAACUAACGUGACAUGCCUUGACUCCCACAUGUGGCUCAUACCAUUUACCGAAGGUCAAAGCCACACUGUCACCAUCAACCUUUCUCAGCAAACUCUUUUAACAGGCCUGCGAGUGUGGAACUACAACAAAAGUCCUGAAGACACAUAUAGAGGGGUGAGUUGCAAAGUGAUGAACUCUAAUUUCCUAGGUAUAAUUGAAUGAAACAGGAAUAAACUACAGGCAAUGAACUGUGUCUGCCCAUCUCAACAUUUAUUUCUGAAUUUUAGUCUGAUCAGGAGAGAUACCUUGCGAUCUUAUGCAUGUCAGAAUGAAUGUAUUACUCUUAACCUUUCAUAUUAUUAUUUUAAUCAUCAUUUUUAUAAAAUAUAAAGAACACAGUGUUGUGUUAAAUUUUAUGAUGCUGAAAUAAAUUUGUGUUUAAACAUCUUUAAGUCAUGUAAUAAUAUUAAUAAUAAAUUUUGCUUCAAUGGUGAAAAGCUCAAGCUGCAAAAUCACCAUGAUUUCAGUGUAAUCAUUAUUAAAUAGCCAGACUGUGGUAGAUUUUGUUUGGAUACAAGGAAACAUGCUGGAACUGUUAUAACAAAACCCCAGAACUAAAAGGUUUAAUGAAACAUGCUUUUCUGAAGUUUUUACACAAGUGAUUUUUUUUUUUUUAAAUAUGGGCUUAUACACAAAAAGUUUAAUUAAAUGCAUCAGACCCUUGUGUUAAGCAAACUGUAGUGUUUAUUAGAAAAUAUUUAUUUGAAGAUAUUCUCAAUAAUGCAAGAAAUGAAUGAUUUACUUUUUAGUUUAUCUUUAAUCAACACAAAUCCUUAUUUUCUAUUUGAAUUUGUCAACAGGCAAAAGUUAUGCAUGUGCAUUUAAAUGACAGAGUGGUCUCCCCACCAGAAGGUUAUCUGCUGAGAAAAGGACCAGGUGUUUGUCACUUUGAUUUUGCUCAAGAAAUCAAUUUCUCCAACACAUCCAAUAACCCGUCAACUGGAUUAAAUAAGUGAGUUCUCAUCUACUUGUUAAAUAUUUCGCCUGGUCUAUUAUAUCCAACUUCAAAAUGAUUGUCUCUCUCUCUCUGAUAAGAAGCAACAAUGUCCAAUGUACACUACACAGUACUUUAUUAUAUACGGUACCGGUAUGCUAAAUAAAUCACAUGAUUCUUAGACAUCAGGAUAAUGUUAUAACAAUUAUAGUUGCGAUGCAGAGAAUAGAUAUACACAUACUUUCAAUAAUUCAUAAGAUAUCUAUUGAGUAAAUCCAUUAGAGGGAAUCCAACAUGACCUCUCACAUUCAAGUUAUCACCUCACUCUCUUUAGAUCCCUACUUCACCCAGACGCUCAAAAUCGUUGUCUCCCUUUAUCAUACAAAAUUGCAUGCACUCGUAUUUCAUGACAAGAGUUCACACUCGUUCACUUAACCCUAUUGUCACGAAUCAUCACAACACACACAAUACCUCUGAUUUCAUGACCUUGAAACUACUCGGUUAUUUGUUAUUUUUAUUUUGAUGCUUUUACCUUAGUUAAUCAACUGAAAUAAUCAAUAUUUUAAAUAUUUCCCGCCAAAUAUCCCUUUUUAUUUAAUGUAUUAUUUUAUUUUUUUCCUAAUUGUUCCGAACAAUUUGGAAAUCAAGAAUUUACUGGGAUUCAGUAUUCUCCUGCGAGAGAUGCGGCCGUGAUUGCCAUUCUAGGAUUGGCCUAGUGAGCCACUCGUCAAAGUGUAGAACUAUAUAGCUACUCCAUCGUCUCAUGAAGACAGAAGGAUGCCAUAUAUUAUUUUAAACACUUAAUAAAUACAAUAGUUUUUACACUUACACUAAAGGAGAUAAGAGGCUUACAUAGAAAAUUUUUUUUUUUAAGUUAUGCUGUAGUAGGAUUAAGAAUCUUUUUUUUUUUAAUUUGAAAAAUAUUUGUGCAGAUAUAAACAAUUUAAAUAUAAAUUUCUGAUAUCAAUUAUUUCACAUAAAAUAAAUAUUUAAUCUGAUUAAAUGCUCACAGUGUUGCUGCAGAUCUGAACUUUGAAGGUGGCGUACAAAUGCCCAGAGGCUGUAUCCUUUAUAUCUACAUUGUAAUCUGAGGCUAUUAGUAUAAGUACUGUAAGAAAACGGUGGUCAGCUAUCAGGUGUUGUUGUUUUUUGGGGAAAAUGAAAUCAGGUUUUUUAGUUUAUUUUUCCAUGUACAACUUAAGACUGAGAAACACAAAUUUAUUUUAUUAAAUUACUUUUACCAUAUAGAUUCUCAUCAGAAUUCAAGUUUUGUUGCAUGGAUAUUUUUAUCAUAAAUAACAAAAUCAAACAAAAUAAACAUAUUUAUGUUAAAAAAUGUUAAUAGGUUUAUAUAAUUAAACAACCCCUUAAAAAAAAAAAAGCUUUCGGAUAAAUCCUUUAUAAAAUGUAAUAGCGAGCAGUAGGGGGUGGGGCUGAAAAUUUGUCAAAGCAUGCAUAAAAGUAUUGCACUUUAUAAGAAUACCAAUUGGUGUCCGUCGUCCUGUCCCCCCGGCUCGCAACCACUCAUUUUUUUCGCUCUCCCGAACUAUAUUAAUAUUCUAAUGUCCCACCUGCUUUUAUACCGCAUAUUUAUUUCACCAACUAUUUCAGAAAACAAAAGAAAAUUUUACACACCAAAUGCACUUUUUUUAAAAAGAAUCUCAUUUAGGGCAGUUAUCGUGAAUUUAUUUCGUGAUAUCAGUGUCAUCAUAUUUCCUUCAUAUUCCCCUUGAAAAACAGGAAAAAGUGAUUUUUGGGGUGGGGCUGAAAAUUUGAUAUAAUGUGUUGUCAUUGGAAACAAGUCUAUAUGCCAAGUUUCGGUGUGAUAUGUUGACUGGAAGUGGGUCAAUUAGCCAUCCAAAGAUUUUGCCAGCCACAAACAAAAGUGAAGUUAACUUAAUAUAAAGGAUUUAAUAAACAUUUAAUUUAUAUGCACAAAACCAAGAAAGAAAGUAUUGCGUAGUCAUUCAUUCCCUACCAAUACUUAAUGUCUUCCUGUUAAAUACCAAACAGGAAGGUGUCAAAUGUAAUAUAACCUACUGAUAAGUUUCAACCUUCAGAUUGUAAUAAUGUUGCAAUUAAUAGUAGUCCUACGUGUUUUCCUUAAAUUCACCUUAGUUAUUUUCCAGUUCCAGUUAUUUUCAACAUGGGGUGACCAGUACUAUAUUGGUUUAAAUGGUUUAGAAUUUUAUGAUGCAUCAUUCAACAAGAUUGAGCUUACUCAAACCAGUGAGUAUAUUACAACUCAACAACCUUGUUUAAACUGUUUUAUAGGGCUUUACCAUCUUUUUCUAAUGAAACACUAAUUUAUUUUGUAUGUUUUAGAGUAGUAUGGCAUUUAGUGAGAUGUUUCCUUGAGCCAUAAACUAAAUGAAGACAUUUCCCCCCUAUGCUACAACUUAGUAUGGGUAUAUAUAAAUACUGUAUUUUCCGUCGUAUAAGACCAAUUUUUAACCCAUGAAAAUCUUUUCAAAAGUGGGGGGUCGUCUUAUAUGUCAGGGGUCGUCUUAUAAGCAGGUAUAUGGCGUGCUGAAACUUUAGGGACAGGCGCCGUCUAGUUCCAGUUUGGUUGACAGCUUAGAAAACAAACAGCAUGGCAGCUCCCAUGGGUUUAUUGACCUACAAUCCAUCUAGCUUUAGAGUGAAUUAGGAUAAGUGUAAUCCACUUGCUUUGUUUUAUGUUUACUUGUUUGAUGACAGACAGCCUUAUGUUUAUACAUGACAGUUUUCCUGCUAAGUACCUGCAUGUCAUAAGCAUAUGAAUUAAAAUUACCAUAUUGAAAUCAAAUCUGAUGUUUUUUAAUUUUUAUUUGGUGAGCGUUGGAAGAGGGUAGUCUUAUACGGCGAGUAUAGCCCAAACCCUUUUUAAUAGGAAAAGUAGGGGGUCGUCUUAUACGCCGGAAAAUAUGGUAAUUUAUUAACUACCAACAGACCUAGGGCGAUAUAAUGUUCCUUGAAACUUGAAAGAAAAUAAUUUUACAAAUCCAUUUAAAUUCCUUAGGACUUUUUAUGUAACUUUGUGUCACUAAUAAUAAAUAAGAAAAUCAUAAAUUAAUAUGUAAGUGGUGCAUAUGAAAAUGACAAUGAAUUGGGUUGAAAAUUCGAUUUCAACAAUAUUAGUACCUGUAAUUAGACAAUUUUUAUUUUUUUUCAGAUAUUGCAGCCUACCCAGAUAGUGUCAAUGUCCUAGACAAUGUAAGCAAUGAUGCUCGUACGCCUGACAAGCUGAUUGAUGGCUUCAAUGACACUAAUGAUGGAAGGCACAUGUGGCUAGCUCCAAUACUUCCAUCAAUAGUAUGUAACUCCCAAAUUAAAUUCUUAGAUCUUAGGGGUAUCCAUUUUUAUGUACGGUACCCAAAGAGAAAGUAUUUCUUUCCCCCACAAGGUAUGUGACAGUUAACCCCCCCCCCCCAAUCUAUUUUUUUUCUUUUUUUAAACACCUCUUCAUACUUCAAACAAAUGAAAGAAACCACACACCUUUGCCAACUAUUUUAGAUCUUUAGGGAUAUAAUUUUAACACUUUGAGCACCAAAAACUUGACUUUAAUUGUGUAGAAAAUAUUUUACUUCACUUUAUAUCAGAUAUCUAGUGUAUUUGGCCCCCCCCCCCCAAAAAAAAAAUUAAAGAAUCUCAUGGAAUAAAUAAGACCCACCUCAUCCCAGUAUGUAAUAUAUGGAUACUGACAUGUAGAAAAUAUUUUACUUCACUUUAUAUCAAAUAUCUAGUGUAUUUGGCCCCCCCCCCCCCAAAAAAAAAUUAAAGAAUCUCAUGGAAUAAAUAAGACCCACCUCAUCCCAGUAUGUAAUAUAUGGAUACUGACCCUAGAAGACAAUGAAAAGCUUGAUUUCAUCCAGUAGCAAAGGAUAUUAAUUAACACUUAUGCUCUUCUCCUAACUUUUACCCAUCUUGACUGUCAUUUCAGAUCAACAGAAUUUAUGUCAUCUUUGACCAACCAACUUCCGUCUCCAUGAUCAAGUUGUGGAACUAUAGCAAAACUGUCAAUAGAGGCGUUAAGGACUUUGCUGUAGGUAGUUUAGGCUUUAAAUAAAAGAAUCUUGAUUUUAUUUUUAAUGUUACUUUUCUAAUUAUAGACAAACUUAAAUGAAUGUUUUCUAAUUUUUUGUUUCAAAUAUUUCAAUGGUAUUUAUUCAUUAAAAUUGAAGCAUUCAUUCUCCUACUAAUUACUAUUUGCAUAAUUUAAUUAAAAUGUAUAUCAUCCCAGCUUUUGGUUGAUGACUUGUUAGUCUACAACGGUACACUCCAGGCAGUUAAUGGUGGAGCUAAGGGAAUCGUACCGAAUUGCAGUGCUCCUAUUCCCCAUCACACAGUGCUGUUCUCAGAUAACAAAGAGAUCAUUCGUAAAGAGAAACAUGCUAUUAUAAGGUAAGUUAAUUGCACAACCUUUUUUUACAGAUGUGACCACUUUGCAUAAUACUUUUAUUAGCAAUAUAUAGUGCCAAAGUCAGCAUCUUUGGACCAUUUUGAAUGACAUAAUUGAAAGCUACUUUAGGAGGUUACUCAGACUUUUUUUUCUAAUUAUAGAUAGUUCAAAAAGUCUUUACUUUUUGAGAAACUGCUUUCACAAUCAGCAGUUGAAUUAUGAUUAAGAAGAUUCUAAAAUGUUCACAACAAAGUUAAACUCUAGCAGCUGCCAACUGUGAGAGAGGGCAUAAUAUUGUGUUUUCCAUCUUGUUGUUACUAUGUGCAAGUGCUAUCUUUUUUUUUUUUUUUAAAUUGUGCACCCUAAAAUUAAGCCAUAUUCCUACUGCUCCUAGGUUGAAGUUACAGUUAAUAUGAGGCGGUACUUGUCCGCAUAUUAAAAUAAUUAAGGCCAAAAUGAAGAAUAAUUAGGACCAAAAUGAUUUUUAAUUAGAAAUGGAUUUUUUUGUUCAGUCCUAUUGAUAUUGUUGCCAUCAAAAUAUUUUUUUUUUCAAAAUAUUUUAGCAAUCAAACAGAAGAUCAAGAUAUCCAACUGAUGAAUGAUAAAAAGGUCAUUAGCAGAGUUGCAAAUUCCAGUUCUAGUAAACCUGUCAACCAAGGUAACUUUACAUCAUCCACCUUAUUUGUACAUUUAAUUUAGAGGAAUAAUAAGACACCUUACAUGAAGUUCACUAAAUGUCAAGUGAUCAUACUCAAUAAAUUUGAAGAAUGCUACAAAUAAAACAAUUACUUUGAAUUAAUUUCCAAGUGUAUGAGUUGGAUUUCAAAAUUCAGUGACUAUAGUAAAAAAAAUUCUUAAUAUUAAUAAUUAACUAAAUUAUUUAACCAACAUUAGUAGAUUAGGUAAGAAAUUCAAUUUUUUUUCUUAUUAUUAAAUAGCACUUCGGCCACAGACAAGCGUCACUAAAACAUCGAGAAGAUGACGACGGUGUCCUGGUUUAGCAAAUUAACUAACCUGUGACAGCAUGACAAUUAUAAAAAGACCAUCUUUUCAAAAUGUAAAACGCUUUAAAAUACUUUAAAGUGAGACUGGAAUGUUAAUAAACUUAAUAUAAUAUGAGCAAUCCCGUAUCAGUUAUGGCGAGUCAGAGAUGCAAGUCAGUUUGGUAUGAGUUUUUUUCCAAAUUUGAUGCUGUUACUAUUACUAUCAGAAAAUAAAAUUAAGAGAGGCUGGUGGUCUUUGAUUGGUUAGGUCUUAAAAUAUUAACUUGAGAAGAUUAAUUUGUCACUAAGGUGAACAAAUUACCUAGAUAUAAAUCAACUAAGAAUGUGCAACAUUACUACUAUGAAAAUUUAAAAAUCAGUCUAAUAGUUUUCUACCUUUUAAAUUUUGAUCAUGGUAUGAUCAUGGAGACAAGAAUUGAAAAUAUUUGCAUAAUUUGCAUCAUGUUAAAUUAAUUUAAAUGUGUACGUGAAUAAAAAAAAACAGCUUAAUUUUUGUAGCAUACAAAAAUUGUUAAAACAUUUUACAAGAAGAAAAAAGGAAAUUCAGGUCAAUUACAUUAAUAGGCACUGAUUCUGCAUGUUUUUCUUUUAAGUAUAUCAUAAAUGCCUUUCAUCUGUGAUACAAGGUUGUCUUUAAUAUGUUGCAACAUGGUAACACAUGAUGCAUAGUUGUUUUAUGUACAAUUACAAUUAACAAUAGUAUGGCAGUAAAUUAUAUUGCAUUUGAAUUAAAAGUUUGAUAAUUUGGAUGACUGAUUUUAAAUUGAACUGUUUCCAAUGCAAUUUUCAGUACAUUAUUGUUGCUCCGUCCAAUUGCAUUAUUUAUUAAGUGAUGUAACGGUAGAUUUAAUUAGUCGUUUAUUUAUUAAAAAGCUCUAGUACCUAUAAAA